AUGGAUGCCGAUGUCGAUGCGAUCGUUAUCAAUGACGAUGACGACGAUGCUGGCAUGUUCAGCAUCGCCAAUGACUGCCACAGUGAGGACGAUGACGCCCGCACUGAUGAAGACAACGUUCUUUUAGCAGUGCACACGAAGCACGCUUCUGUUAACAAGGGUGAGUCAGCAGAGAAAUUUCUGCUGACUCGCGAAGCGGUUGUACGCUUCGUUCAAGACUCCAUUGCAGAUGCAGUAGACAAGCAGAAAAGAAACGCAGUAGAUCUACUAAAACACGCAGUGACAAACGUGGGUAGCAGCAAACUACUGCCCAAGUGCAUCGGUCCAUUUCGUUUGUUGUGCCGCACGGGCAACGCAUAUAAGAUUGAACUGCCUCAAAGGAUGCGUACGCAUCCUACGUUUUACGUUGGACGUCUCCGCCCUUAA
Peronospora matthiolae is the source of this 426-nucleotide messenger RNA. The record is from the annotation of a GenBank genome assembly. NCBI's taxonomy places the organism in Eukaryota, Oomycota, Peronosporomycetes, Peronosporales, Peronosporaceae.